Molecule: messenger RNA, 8007 nt
Organism: Equus quagga
Lineage: Eukaryota; Metazoa; Chordata; Mammalia; Perissodactyla; Equidae
Gene: LRTM2
Product: leucine rich repeats and transmembrane domains 2
Exons: 13
Coding region: 5816-6928 (370 amino acids)
Cellular component (GO): plasma membrane
Molecular function (GO): protein binding
Source: RefSeq, a predicted model, not a curated record
UGUGCAUGGACUGUUGACCCCCACUCCCUGUGUCCUAAUGUAUGAAGCUUUCUGCCUUCAACUAUUGGACUUGGUGAAAACAAGAAUGUGGUCAGAGUGAUGGGAAGUCUCUCCUGAGAUCAGAUUCUCAAGACUGUGCCUCCCGUCUUGCUCUCACGCUCUCGCUGGGCCUUCCUGGCUUGCUCACUUGGAUGAAGCGAGCAGCCCUGGAGGGAGCUGUCCUGUGGAGAGGCCCAUGUGGCACCUGAGUCCUGCCAGCACCCAUGGGAGUGAGCUUGGACACUGACCUCUCUCUAGUCAGCCACGAAGUGACUGCAGCCCUGGCUGAUACCUUAAGUGAGAGACCCAGAAUCACCCAGCGAGGCCACACACAGAUUCCUCACCCACAGAAGCUGUGAGAUGCUUUCUGAGCACAUGCAGAGGCCGGGGGCAUCCAUGAGCCUGAGGGAGAGUUAGGUGUGCCGUCAGCUAUGAGGUCUGAGCUGAGAGAGAGUACUGGAGUAAGGAGGCAGCAAAGGCAUGGGGAACCAAGAAAGGAGAGAAGGAAGGAAGGGACCCAGGAGAGCUGACUGAGAGCCCAGGAGGCUGGCUGAGAGGCAGUGGGGCAGCCCCUCCUCCCCCGGAGAUGCUGGCGUGUCCUCCAGCCCUGACCUGGCCCGGCACCAUCGCACCCACCUGCUGUGUCGCUGCCCAGAACGUGCGCUGCAGGAACUCCAGCCUCAUUUGGACGCCCACCGCUGCAAGGAAGUGGGAAGAGGGCAGCAAGACCAUGUGUUUUUGGGGAGAGGGUGGUGGGAGGGAAGAGACAAUGAGAGAGAAAAAUAGAUUCAAGUUAGAGAGAGGAGGUGCAUCAGCAGGAACUGAGGGGAGAGAGAGCACCCGGGCAGAGAGCGGAUGGGGAGCUGAGUCAGACGGCAGCCUGUGAACUGAGGUUCCGGGAGGGGGAGACUGAUGGCUUCUGUCUCUCCACAGCAAACAGCACCAGGAAAUGCCCCAAGAGGAAGGUAAGGCCCAGGUUCCAGAGAACAGUGAGGACGCCAUAUCCUCGGAUGUCGGGACGUCAAGGCAGGUGCCCUGGGGAGACCAUUCUCCCCUGUCCCACAGAAGGAAAACAGAGGCGGAGAGGCAGAGACAUUUGUUCAAGGUCGCAUGACCCAAGCGGUGGCUGAGACUGGAACUUAGGCCACUGCAGGCUGGGCCACUCAUGGGGCUUCCUAGAUGUUAAGCCUGACAUAACAACCUCUCUUGCACCCAAUUCCUGCUCAAGGUCUCCCCUACUUUGUAAGAAGGCUCUUUCCUUCCUGAAAGUCACGAUCAGAUUUACCCACGUUUGCAGGUAAGUUCCAGAAAACUAGAGACGCUACCAGCCCACAAAAACUACUCUUUUGAUGACGCCACUUACAAGGGCCACCCAUGCUUCUUUGGUUCCCAAAUAGGCUUGGAGAACCCAAGAUGGUGCUCACAUGCUAAGAGAAAUCUGGAGCUAAAGAAUAGAAAGAAAAGGCAGGUUAUAUUGAAAAGAAAAAGCAUGAAAAUACCAGGCUGACGUCCUACUGUCUGGUGUAAUAAUGUCGCAAAGGUGUUGAGUGCCAGGCACCCUUACAUCCAUGAGCUUAUUGCAUCCUCACAGCAGAUGGGCUCUGUUACUUUAUUCGGACGUCACGGCUGAGGAAAUGAGGCCUCACAGAGAUUACAUGUCUGGCCGAAGUCCUCUAGCCCCUAACUACAGAACCAGGACGCACAGGGUCUGUCUCUAAGGCUCUUCACCUCUCUGUUCUCUAGGCCUGAAGGAAGGAGCCGAGAGGCAUGGACAGCACUUCCCUCUGGGGCUUCUGUUCCCUCCUCUGGAAAGUGGAGAUGGAUCUGGGUCCCUAGCCACUAUGCCACGUUCAUGAGACAUUCAACCGUCACCUCAGUGACCAUCCAUUGGAGAGAUUUUCCCUCACAAUCAUUCUGACUUCCUGAGAUGCAACUGGUUCUUCUAAAAGAGACUAGAGUUCCAGUCUGGCACAGAGACACGGAAUUAGAGGCUGCAGGUGGCCCUCCAGUCUCUCCCCCUUACUCUUCCUUUUAAAACCACCCUCGAGGGCCCGGCCCCCUGGCCGAGUGGUUAAGUUUGUGCGCUCUGCUUCUGCGGCCCAGGGUUUCGCUGGUUCGGAUCCCGGGCACGAACGGCUCAUCAGGCUGCGCUGAGGUGGCAUCCCACAUGCCACAACUAGAGGGACCCACAACUAAAAUAUACAAGAUUCGAGACCUGGCUGUACUCGCUUCUCCCAUACGGAGCCCUGCCCUCCUACAGAUGCUCGACUUGAGAGCCUAGAGAUUCAGCUGUGCUCUGAUUCCCUCGAAGACCUAGGAGGGAAUCCACUAAGAAACGGGGAACCUAGACACAAAGAGAGCCCAGCCUUCACUCCUGGGACACCCGCCGGGGCUGCCCUCGGAUCCCCAUUCGCCGGCUAUUGUCAGAGCCUCGCUGGACCUCCAGCUGUGGGGAGCAUGAGGCUGGCCGCACCCCCUACAGCACCUCCUGUAAGCCUGUGUGCGCAGGAGAUGGUACCUCACGCUACCAUGUGUGCUGACAGGCUCAGAACUCGGGAGGAAGAGAAAUCCAUCAAAGGGGCCCCAGGAAUGUGAGGCCCCUGGCCUCUCGGGCUUUUCCUCUGGGGGUUAUCAAGAGACCUCCCCCUCAUGUCUGUGCAUGGUGGGUCCUUGUUUUAGAUCCUGGCCUUGGUCCCCAGGGGACUUGCCACAAUCUGAUGGAGGAGGAGAAAUCUCAGAUCCCCUUCCUCCUGUUGGCCCCCUCCCUCUCACCCAGCCUCCCUCCGCUGGGCUUCCUCCUGCCCUCCCUCUCUCACCUGCCUCUCCACAAUGACCUUCCUCCAAAGCAGGGUUUCUUUAAGAUCUCCUCGGCUGGCAGACAACCUAACAAAGAGCCUCAAUAAGGCCACAGGAGGCAGACGGCUCAUCAAGAUGUACCUCUCUGCUCUGCGUCCCGGCUGUCACCUCCGUGCUGCUUUGUCGUCCCAGACAGCAAAACAAAACAGCUGUGCAUGCACACUCACAUGCACACACACAGAGAAAUGGUCCCUGUAGGGGGCCACGCUCCCAAGGGCUCAGAAACUCCAGCUUUUACUCCCCAGCUCUCAUCUGUACGUUGUCCUUCCUCCUUCUCCACCUUGACACGCAGCCUGGACACCGUGUGUUUAACUGGACGCAGAGCUGCCAGGCUAGGAGGGCCGUCUUUCAUUACAAAGGCCAGGGGACUGGUGGGUGCUUAGGGAACGGCUGGGUCACAGGGCGCCAGUGACGGAAGGGGCCCUGAUCUCCAUCAUUCCACCUCCUCAUCUACAGGACAGCAACCCAAGGCCGGGGCCGUUGAGUUAAUUAACUAGCUGGCAGCUAGUUAAUGAGCAACGGAGUCCAGAAUCUGGGUGCCCUGAUGCCUAGGCUUGGGCUCUUUCUGCCCUUCCCGUCCUCACUCAGCUGACAAGCAGGCACUGGGGUGUGGGGAGGCAGGGCCCUCUUCCGGGACAGCUUGCCGUAUAGGAAAGGAGGGGAACCAUACCACCGAGAGCUGCCAUACACGUUCUGUGAUAAGAACCACAAGAGUGGCCCCCAAAAGGGCCAUAGAUCAGAAAAGGAGACGGUCAAGUCCAUGGCCUAGCCAGGGAAACUGCAUAAAGGAGGGGGCUUUCUGGUUGAGUUUUAAGCAGGGGGACACUACCCAUGGGUGAGGAGAGUGCUCCGGACUCAGGGAAGGGCCUGCUUUCCUGGAGCUGGGGAAGCAGAAGUGUGUUUAGGGGCAGCUGAGCACUGAGCUUGAAGGGUAGGAUGCAAGUGGCAUCUGUGUAGGGUGAGAGGCAGGGAGUUCCCGGGAGGUAAGAUGCUCUCUCCUCCUGGGACAGCAGACCAAGCCCUCCGCUGCUGUGUCGCCCAGCAGAGCAGACAGAAAGGAGGGUGUAGGAGCAUCCUGCCAGGGAAGUCCUGAGUCAAGGGGGUUUCUCAGUCCACACCCCGGGUCCUGACGAUGAAUCCCCUGAGGUAAGCAGACGAAAUGGAAGAGGGACACUGGGGUACCCGUGACAUACUGCCAACACGCCACGCCUUCUGUUUGUCAGGCAGGUUUUAAGAGAUGCAAGGAAGGGUCAUUUAGGGGUCAGUGCUCCAGGCCGGGGCUCCUCCUCUGCCUCAGUCCUGGCUUCCUUGUCUUCGGAUCAGAUACUGGCCAACUCUUGGAAUAUCAAUUUCUCCAGCUACUUUGUCCUGACUCGUUAGUAAAGAGGCCUCUGAGCUCUUGAAUACCAGUCUCUUCCCUUUGCAUUCCACCCCCCCCCCCAUAUAGAUAAGAGCAAGGAGCUCCAGAAGCCGAGCCUGGUGAGGUGGGGGUUCCUCCAGGGCUCCCCCCAGGGCACUACAGACAACCCGUCAACCAGCUCCAGCAGGCCCCCAGGUGCCCAGCCUGCGCAGCCUGGCAUUUCGCUCCCCUAAAUAGCCCUGGUCUGGGGUCACUGAGCCUCAGUGACCUCUGCGUGACCAUGUGACAGUAGCUGUGUGUGGCUCAGGGCCCCUUUCUGGAGGACUGCCAGGCAGAUGGGCCCCCUCUACACCCUUCCAAUUACCCUCUUGGGAAUAAAUCCCUCUGACAAAGGGCAGGCUCAGUUUUCCCUCCUCCACAGGCAGGACAGGAGAUGCUGCCCCAUGUAUCUCUGAAAGGAGACAGACCCAGCUUCCCAGGGGCCCUCUCUGCCCUCUGGGUCCUGCCCCUCUUUUCCCAAAGGGAAGGGGACACGCGGGAGAGAGACAGAGGAGGGGCCACAGCAGGGCAGGGGGAGCUGGGGGAGCUGGGGAAGGAAGACGGAGGUGCCUGUAACACGGCUUCCCUCCCUGGAGUUGGAGGCGAUUAAGCCACAGGCGCCUUUUUCCACCGGAAUGUGAGCAUUUCAAGGGUGACGCUGCCCUCCAGGCCGGCCGCGAGCGCGCUGGUGUGUGUGCCUGUGUGCGCGCCUCCGCCUGCGUGCGCUACUGUCGCUGUCAUCACAGAUGUACCCCCAGCUGUCGCUCCACUGCUCCGUCUCUUUGCUCGCGCACACGCGCGCUCUCUCCUCCUUUCCCCUUUAUCCCCUCUCCUAUCUGUCUCCCUCUGUCCCUCCCUCUUUCCUUCUCAGUUUGUUAUUGACCCAGCAGCCCCGUCCCCUGGCAGCGCGGCAGCGGCAGGCAUUCCAUCUCCCCGUGCUGUAUGCUGCAUGCCAGCUCCCUGCUCCCAGUGGACCGGGGGUCUCAGUGCCCACUGCACUCUGCUUGGCAGUGCUGUCUGGAUUGCUCCAGGAAUCCCAGGAGGGGCUCACUGGACGGUUCAGAGCUACUUGAUUUAAGGAGCUUGCGGUCAGGGCGAAGAAAGGUGCCAUUGCUGGGUGACAGUCACCAGGGAGUGGAUGAGCAGCUGGCUCAGAAGACUGCAACCCCUUCCCUGACCUUCCGUGUGACCUUGGCAAGUUGGUCUUUGUCUCUGUGCCUUGGGUAGCUGCUGACCUGCCUAAAUCUGUCUGCUGCAGCAUGAACCCCUUGAGCUGAUGAGUCUUAUGAACCGGAGGGCCGAAGUCGGAGCCUUGCAACUCACCUCUCAGGAGAAGGUGGAGGGGAAGCAGGGAGCCACCCAGCAGCGAGAGCGGGGCCUGGGCCUCGCACCCCACUGGCCAGCGGACUCUGCGGAGGGCCUGGUCUCUGCCGCCUCGGGGGCCAUGGACUGACAGGUAGCACAUACCAAGGGGCUCCUCUCUCCCGAGAGGUGCAGGCCGUGAGAGCCGUGGCAUUCACCAUGCUGGCCCCGGGCAGUGGCCCCGAGCAGAAGACCAGGCUGGCCGUGCAGUGGAGGCACAUCUCCUGGAUCACCUGCUGGGUCACCCUGUAUGCUGUGGAGGCCCUCCCUGCCUGCCCUUUCUCCUGUAAAUGUGACAGCCGCAGCCUGGAGGUAGAUUGUAGUGGGCUAGGCCUCACCAUGGUGCCCCCGGACUUGCCUGCUGCCACCCGAACCCUCUUGCUCUUGAACAACAAGCUGAGUGUCCUGCCAAGCUGGGCGUUCGCUAAUCUAUCCAGCCUGCAGCGGCUGGACCUAUCCAACAACUUCCUGGACCAGCUGCCCAGCUCCAUUUUCGGGGACCUGACAAAUCUGACGGAGCUGCAGCUGCGCAAUAACAGCAUCAGGACCCUGGACAGGGACCUGCUGCAGCACUGCCCCCGGCUCCGCCACCUGGACCUGUCCAUCAACGGCCUGGCCCAGCUGCCCCCUGGCCUCUUCGAUGGGCUCCCGGCGCUGCGCUCCUUAUCACUUCGCUCCAACCGCCUGCAGAACCUGGACCGGCUGACAUUUGAACCCCUAGUGAGCCUGCAGCUGCUGCAGGUUGGGGACAACCCCUGGGAGUGUGACUGUAGCCUGCGUGAUUUCAAGCACUGGAUGGAGUGGUUCUCCUACCGAGGGGGGCGCCUGGACCAGCUUGCCUGCACCCUACCCAAGGAGCUAAGGGGGAAGGACAUGCGGGUCGUCCCCAUGGAGAUGUUCAACUACUGCUCCCAGUUGGAGGAUGAGAAUAGCUCAGCUGGGCUGGAUAUCCCUGGGCCACCCUGCACCAAGGCUAGCCCAGAACCUGCUAAGCCCAAGCCAGGGGCCGAGCCCGAGCCCGAGCCCAGCACAGCCUGCCCCCAGAAGCAGAGGUACCGGCCAGUGAGCGUGCGGCGGGCCAUCGGCACGGUAAUCAUCGCAGGGGUCGUCUGCGGCAUCGUCUGCAUCAUGAUGGUGGUGGCUGCUGCCUAUGGCUGCAUCUACGCCUCUCUCAUGGCCAAGUACCACCGGGAGCUCAAAAAGCGCCAGCCCCUGAUGGGGGACCCAGAGGGAGAGCACGAAGACCAGAAGCAGAUCUCUUCUGUGGCGUGAGAGCCCAGCCCCACCUGGCGCAGGGACGCAGCCCGAGGCCUUGAAGCUGCAGCAUGGGCGGAUGGCAGCCUCCUGAGAACCCAGCCACCUACCACUGGGCGUUUCUUCCAUGCUGCCUGAGGACAUCGUCACUGCCAAGCCCCGUGGGGACAACCACCAGUUUCACUCCUAUAACCUGCAACCCAAGAACCGUUGCUCUGUACCUCUCACCCCUCCAUCUUCAGCAUUUCCGGGCCUGUGACCCCGGGGCGGGGACUGGGUCAUGCUCUGUGGUUGGUGGCAUCUUGGGAAUGCAGGUGGCCCUCACUGAAGCUCACUGCCUGCCAACAUAUCCCCAACAGACCCUGGGAACAGGGAAAGGAUGCCGCAUUCUGCUCCGAGCCUUCAGUAAUGGGGGGCCCUUUCCCAAGGUUUUGUCUGCUCAGUCUGGCUUCCCAGGUUUUCUAAUUGCACCUGGACUAGGGGCCAAACCAGACAGGGCCAGAGGUCCUGUCUGCUCUUUCCCUGUAACCUACACCAAAGGGACGGAGAGACCUGCGUGCAGGGCUGCACAAGGCGGCGGCUGAGAAGAGGGCUGAGCAAGCCUUCGGGGUCCCUAGUCUCCUUCUCUAGGGCUGCCCUCCUCGUGAGUCUGAUCUCGGGUGACACGAAGUCUUCCUCCGCUGGACACGGGUUUUCCCGUGGCUUACAGAGGGUCAGGAGGCAUCAGGCUGGUUUCUGGCUCUAAGUCAGGGGGCACAGGGGGCUUAGGAAGAGGCCACCAGAACACUGAGGCCAAGAGUCUGAGGGAAGGACAGAGCAGGACAGGGCAGGCCCAGCUCGCCUCGCAGCCCUCGACCCUUCCACCUCACAGAGGAGCACGUGGCUGAGGGCGUGAGGCGGGAGGGGGCAGACAGAGGGAGCCCCGGCACAGGCUGCUGAACCUGCCUCCCGAGGCGGGGCACAGUCUGCCUCUGUCGGCUUGCCGGCUGAUACCAGACCCAGGGAUUUCUUAAAGGGAAUGGGGACGGGGUGGGUGUUGUCAAUGGUGGUGUCUUCAGCCUGAGACAGAAGAUUUUUAAAGGCAAAAUUAUAUUUCU